Mastomys coucha (southern multimammate mouse) is the source of this 1224-nucleotide messenger RNA. RefSeq names its product putative sperm motility kinase W. The record is from RefSeq and is a predicted model, not a curated record. Gene Ontology annotation, cellular component: cytoplasm. Gene Ontology annotation, molecular function: ATP binding; protein serine/threonine kinase activity. The annotation marks the transcript as partial. Lineage: Eukaryota; Metazoa; Chordata; Mammalia; Rodentia; Muridae. The transcript is spliced from 2 exons. Gene Ontology annotation, biological process: intracellular signal transduction; protein phosphorylation.
UGUAUUUGUCCAUACAGAGCAGGGAGCUGGUUUGGGUGGCCUGUGGGACUUGGUAAGAGCUAUCAAGUUUGUAAAUUGUCAGGUUGUUGAACCUCACAACCUGUGUGCACCAUGGCACAGGGAAAACAUAGCCUCAUGGCCAGCACCUCUAAUGUGAAUGAUUUGGGAAGUCAAUAUAGGGUCUUUUUCUACCUUGGCGAAGGUUCAUUUGGCACUGUGAAAUUGGCAUGGCACCUGAAAACUAAAGCCCUGGUUGCCAUCAAAAUGAUUGAAAUCAGCAAGAAGGCCAUGAGCGAUAUCCAGUCAGAACAAGCAAUACUGCAGAGGCUAAACCAUCCCAAUAUUAUUCGCCUCUUCCAGGUGAUGGUAACACCAAGCCAUGUGAACUUUGUUCUUGAAUAUUGUUCAGAAGGAAGCUUAUUUAAUUUAAUUCAUCAGCAUGGCCCACUGCAGGGGAAAGAGGCAAAGAAAGCAUUCGGACAGAUAGUGGCAGCCGUAAAAUACCUCCAUAACAGUAACAUCAUCCAUAGAGACAUCAAACCGGAAAAUAUACUAAAAGAUGCAGAGGGUAACAUGAAGUUGACAGACUUUGGACUGGCCGCAAAGUGCCGCCCUGGAAGACUCCUGAACCAGAAGUGCGGGACCAAGGUCUUUCAUGCCCCAGAGCUUGUUCUAGGAGAGCCAUAUGAUGGCAGAAAGGCUGAUAUCUGGAGUUUGGGUGUGCUACUCUAUUUCAUCACCACUGGGUACUACCCCUUCACAGGAAGAAUCAUGAAAAUGAUGGAGAACAAGAUUAUCACGGGGACCUAUCGUAUUCCAUGUAACUUCUCUGGGACACUUGAAAAUUUAAUCCACCAGAUCCUCACAGUUCCCCCGGAGAUGAGACCCUCCAUCGAAGACAUUGAGAGACACUCCUGGGUCAUGAAAUGUCAAGUAACUAUCCCGACUGAUACCUACCCAGAUUACAACAUCAUAGACAUACUUUGUGACAUGGGGUUUAAUGCCAACGAGAUUUUAGAAUCACUGCAGAAGAAAAUGUUUGAUGAAAACAUGGGAACGUAUUUGCUUUUAAAAGAACAGGCCAGUGAACCCAACUUUGGCCUCCUCCACAUCUGGCCCUCAGGACAGCAGGGGCCUGUUACCCCGACACCAUCAGGACACAAGGCGACCAGAAGUGUCUCCAUGCCUUCCAUUGCCCUACAUUGUCCCAAGAAGAACAACAUC